AUGGAUAAUCAAGGAGACGAAAACCGACCACGAGUCGCAGAUCCUUCAGGCGAGGUAUGCCCGAACUACGCAGGCCCCGCUUACGCCCCAUUCAGGCAGAUGCUCGUCGAGCGAGGGAUGACAGUGGAAGACGCGACCCAGGCUUUGAAAGACGGUUGGCAAGCCGAGUACAACCAAAGGUUGGAAGCCUGGCAAACCCAGGUACAAGCCGACAUAGCCGCCGCCGAGGCACAGCACCAGCGCAUGCAAGAAGAGGCUGCUCGGAAUCUAGCUGCAGAGCAACAGGUCCGAGAAGAGGAGCGGCGCGCCAUGGACAAGAAGAAACCCAAGCUCGCGCGGAUAAUCUCGAGCCAGCCGCCGCCAGACACGAUACGAGACCGCAUCUCGGAGUACGCAAGAGACAAGUUGGCCAAGCUAGGGUACGUGGAGUUAGACUACUUCACGGCCAAAGCGAAGUCAGAGGCGUCGACAUACUCGAAGACGGUCGCGGACGACGCGAUGCUGAUGAUGAGAGGCGAGGGCUCGAACCUUUACAACUUCGUCCCCGCAGCCGCAGGCAGAGCGCAGAAAGUCCGCGCAGACGCAGACCUACCGUUCGCGGAGUUCUUACUCACCUGGCAGGGUUUCCUGGCAGAGCUCGAGACCCUCCCGCUCUGGCCGCGGGAGCACAUCGACCAGUACCAAGAUUUCCUCGUAGCCAUUGUGGGCCACGUGGACAACCAGGAGGCAGUUGGACAGGCCGCGCUCAUGCUCUACGUCGACUCGGUCCGUCACGAGUGGCACAGGAAAGUCCUUGCGAAAGACAUGGACGACACGCUCUUCAACAUCUCCAAGUUCAACCACAAUCUCUACAACUCGUGCAGGAGGACGGUCGAAAGUAAGAGGCACAGGGAGGCAGUCGAGUCGGUGCGUAUCCGUCAUGCCGCGGUCGACAGCAGUCGCUAA
Fomitopsis serialis is the source of this 945-nucleotide messenger RNA. RefSeq lists its product as uncharacterized. Lineage: Eukaryota; Fungi; Basidiomycota; Agaricomycetes; Polyporales; Fomitopsidaceae. The record is from RefSeq and is a predicted model, not a curated record. The transcript has a single exon. Bases 1 to 945 code for a protein of 314 amino acids.